Humulus lupulus (European hop) is the source of this 2612-nucleotide messenger RNA. RefSeq lists its product as uncharacterized. The transcript is spliced from 5 exons. The record is from RefSeq and is a predicted model, not a curated record. Bases 835 to 2106 code for a protein of 423 amino acids. NCBI's taxonomy places the organism in Eukaryota, Viridiplantae, Streptophyta, Magnoliopsida, Rosales, Cannabaceae.
GCCUUUCAUUUUACCCGAGCCCCUCUCUCUCUCUCCUCAGAAACUCUCUCUCUCUCUCUCUCUCUCUCUCUCUCUCUGCGUGUUACUGUUGCCGACGACGCAGGAGUACUUUCCGGCCACCAUUUUUAGCCACGCGCCGGACCGUUGGAUUCAGAGGACUCCGAACUAUCGACCCACGCGGGAAUCUAGAGCUCACUCGCCGAUUAAACGCCUCAACCACUCGAUUUAAGUUCGACCACCCCGCGACUUCAAAGUUGCGAUUCGGCCACCUCGGGCAUCCGUUUGCCCAUCCGUCACCACCAUCGUGCUCCUCGUGUUGUGGGCUUCAAAACCCAAUAACUUGUUCCUACAUCUACCAUAGUUGGGUGGUGGGCCCACCACGAGCCACCGCGAUCCACCGUAGUUCGACGGUCGAAACUUAGUGUUCGAGGUUCCGAAGUACGUUUUGAGUCUCAGAAAAUCAUCGUUUGACUUAUUGUGGAACCCGAUCAUUUUGGAUUUGUAUGGAUUUGAUUGAUUGACUCUUGGUGAGGAAUUUUAAAAUAAGCUAAGGACCUAAGGUGUGGCUUUAGCUGUUGAGCAACUUGUGGAGCACGGACUCAAUAGCAAUGCAAUAAUGGUUUAGAGUUUUCAUAUGGCUGCCUUAAAUUUAAAGUAUUCAUACGUGUAAUAAUUUCUUCUAAUAAGUUUAUAUAAAAGUUUUAAAUUUUUCUGUAUUUCUUCAUAUCAUUUUAUUUAAUUCUUUUGGUCAAGUGCCUUACAUACUCGUAAACCCUAGAAUUACGAGUAUGUGGCAGACGUACCCUACCUUAGGGACGUUACACCACAGACGAGAUGUGGAAUGGGAUAGCUGUGCAGUAUGGGACCAAUGACUAUAGGGACCUUUCGAGGUUAUCACCAACUUAUAGGGAAGGCCCUCCCCCCGCCUCUUCUGAAGACGGGGGAAUUUCAUGGUCCCCAAGCUCGAUCUCGGGGGAAAGUUCCAGCAACAUGGACUCCGACCUCGACGCCCUCAUCGACAAUGCGGGUGCCAAGAGGAGCAAGCGCCCCAGGGCAAGGGGACUGACAACCAGUCAGCCUGGGAAAAGCUCCAAGAGAUCCAGGAAAACGCCUCCUCCUCCCCCGCCGGCUUCGAGCUCUGCUGCUGCGUCGACUGGCCAGACUAACGUCCCCACGACGAUACCACCCUCGCAGGUCGUCGUCCCUGUGGUGGCGCCGGCCUCGCAGACUGAUAUCGCUGCCGUGGUUGAAUCCCAACCUCCUGUGGCGGGUCAAAUGCCUUCUACCCAGCUCGCCAAAAGACCUUCUGCUUCCCGAGCCCAGAAGCUAACUAUUUCCACCCAUAUGGAUUCGUAUGUGGUGGAUAAUGCUGCCGGUCCUCACGGGUCUACGCUGAUCUCGGAUGUAAUGUCCCGGAUUGGCCAGAGCUACGGCAAUUUUGAGGCUCCUCAGUGGCAGUGUCUAACUGGCACUCGGGACCGCACUGUCCUGUACGAGAAGAGUAUCGAGCACACUGCCUCGGCUCUUGCUUUCACUGCCCAGCUUAAUUACGAGCUGAACAACGAGGUCCAUACGAGCAGGACCCUCGUCCAAGAGGAGAGGGACCUCCACCUUAAAGCGAAUGACGACCUGAAGGCAGUGAAUACUAAGCUCGAGGCAGUGGUUAAGGAGCGUGAGGAAAUGGCCAAGGAGCUCAGAAAGCUGAAAAACGAACUUGAGGAGCAGAAGAAAGACAACAUCCAGCUUCGGGAGACCAACAAGAAGCUCGAGGAAGACAAGAUCGUCACCCUCGACCUCAUGGAGGAUAUCAAAACCCGCCUUACUGCUGAGUUCAAAGAAAAGAAGGAAACGGCGGUCGAUUCAGCCAUGUACCGGAUGUGGGCCUAUAACGAAGAACUGGACACCAGUUUUUUGGGUCCCCUCGAGGCGUCCUUCCUGGAACGAUGGAAUGCCCGGCUCGAGAAGGAAGAGGCUGACCAGCUCGAGAAGGAUAAAGCUACUCCGAGUACUGUUUCGGAGGGAGCUCAGGAGGAUAGUCAUGCUAUUCGUCCUGAGGGGUCCGGUGCCACUGAUGCUGAGAAGGCCAAGGAGACUCCUCUUCUUUGAAUCUGACCUCGGGGAGAUCAGUUUUCGGGGCUGCGUCCCAUUAUUUCUGUAAUUAUUUCAACUUGUGCCCACGGGGCUGAUACAAUUCCCUUUAUUAUUCUUUUAUAUACUUACAUUUCUUGGUUCGAAAUAUUUUGCAUAUUUUUAUAAUUGAUGGACCGGUUAUGUUUAUUUAUGCAUACAAACAUAGUUUGGAUUUAGGCUCGAAAUUCGAUGCAUUCAUGCAUAGUUUAUUCGAUUUAUCCGUUUCCAACCUCGUUAUUUAUCAAGGUCGGACAUUACUGUAACCAUGAACUGAAAAGUACUUAUAUGGCAUGUAAUAUGAAUGAUUUGGUUAAUCUUUUUAGUCACUUUCCCUCAUCCUUAGUAUCUUAGCUCCGAGGUUAUGAGUUCGAAACUAUUUUAAGAUGUUCCAGCCUCGAUCUCGACAUAUUUUGUGACGGGUUUAGGCUCCCAUUCAUCAUUGAUCGAUAAUUUGGCUGGUUUGUUCCAAACCUGUUAUGCUU